Messenger RNA from Pedinophyceae sp. YPF-701, 1554 nucleotides. The record is from the annotation of a GenBank genome assembly. Lineage: Eukaryota; Viridiplantae; Chlorophyta; Pedinophyceae.
AUGGGCUCGGUUCGACCAGGGAACUACGCCUGUCAGGCCACACCCUGGUGGCACUGCACCCUCCUGUGCGUCCUCCUCGCCGUCGCCUACGGACCGCUGCCCGUCCUGGCCGCCGGGGAGUGGCUCGCGAAGGGCAACGAGGCGCUGGGCGGGGGCCGGCUGCGCGAAGCGAUCGAGUUCUUCACGAUGGAGAUCAAGCAGCACCCCGACAACGCCCUGCCGUACGUCAAGCGCGCCGCGGCCCACGAAAAGCUCCGGAAGAAGCAGGACGCCAUUCGAGACCUGGAGACGGCGGCGCAGCUGGACCCGUCGUCGACGUCGACGCUGAUCAAGAAGGCGCGCUUGUAUAGGGACGCGUGCCGGUUCGAUGACGCGACGGUGGACCUGAACAGCGUGCUGCAGAAGCGCCCCGAGCACAAGGCGGCGACGAAGGAGCUCGAGCAGGUCAGGGAGGCGCAGACGCUGCUGGGGGAGGUGAAGGAGAUGGUCCACGUCAAGGGGGCGCGGGAGGACAUAGUGUCGCAGAUGAUAGACCGGGUGCUGGCGGUGGCGCCCGAGUGCACCGAGGCGCGGCUGCUCGGGCUGCGGGGCCUCGUGGCGCGUGGGGACCACGAGCGUGUGCUGGCGGAGACCACGCAGCUGCUGAUGGCGGGCGGCGGGGGCGCGGCGGGGGCGGGGUCGCUGGGCGCGGCGGACCUGGACCUGCUCGUGAUGCGCGGGCAGGCGUUCUGGCACACGGGCGAGACGGAGUCGGCGAUCCAGCACUUCCAAAAGGUGCUGCGCGCCGACCCAGAGCACCGCUCCGCGAAGGACGCCUACCGCACCGCCCGCGCGUUCACCAAGCAGCGCACCGCCGCGGAGGCCGCGGAGCGCGACGCCCGCUGGGACGACGCCAUCAAGGCCUGGUCGCGGCUCGAGGAGAGCACGCGCGACGGCAGCUACCCGGAGGGGCGCAAGGUGGUCCUCACGGGCCUGUGCCGCGCACUCACGCACGCGCGGCAGCCGGGCGCCGGCGCGCGGCGCUGCCAGGAGGCCCGGGAGCUCGACGCGGGGUACACGCCCGCGAUCGUGGCGCACGUGCGGGCGCUGAUCGCGUCCGAGGAGUACGACGCGGCGGUGCGGGAGGCCAACGCAGCGGCGCAGGCCGAGGGCGCGGACGCGGAGAUGCAGGAGCUGCUGCGGGAGGCGCAGGCGGCGCUGCGGCGGAGCAAGGUGAAGGACUACUUCGGGAUCCUGGGCCUCUCGCGCGCGGCGCAGCCGUCGGACAGGGAGAUCAAGCGGGCGUACCGCGCCCUGUCGCUCAAGUUCCACCCCGACAAGCAGGUCGGGAAGAGCGAGGCGGAGUCGGAGGAGGCGGAGCGGCGGUUCCGGGAGCUCACGGAGGCGUACGAGGUGCUGACGGACCCUGAGAAGCGCGCCAAGUACGACCAGGGGAUUGACCCGAAUGACCAGAGCCAGGGCGGGGGCGGCGGGCAGCACCGCCACCCCUUCCAGCACGGGAGCCCGUUCGGGUUCGGCGGCGGGCCCUUCACGUUCCACUUCCGCGCCGGAUGA